AUGAACCAAGAGCAACAGAAGAACGGCGCUGAUCAGCCACUCAAUCGCGCUUGUGAUGCCUGCCGGCUGCAUAAAGUACGGUGCUUCCCAAACACCUCAACCUCCUCCACGUCCACGUCCACGUCCAAAGCAUGCCAGAGAUGCACCCGAACGGAUCGGCAGUGCAACUUUACAGUUCCUCAGAAGAGAAAGCAACGUAAAAGGACAGAUACUAGGGUCGCGGAGCUCGAACGAGAGGUACAGGCUAUGCGUGCACUGUUUGAAAAGAAGAAGCAAGAAACAGACGGCCCUGAUGCAAGUGCCCAGCCAAGUGAAAUGAAUCUAUUUGGCCAGGUGAAUACUUCCGUUCAGAGCACAGGGACAGGACCAACAUAUUCUCCAGAUAUUGGAGGGACCGGUUGGACCCCAACGGCAGUUCAAACCCCGGAAGUAGAAACGUCUUUGACCCAGGAUUGGAGCAUUUCAGCCUUUCCCAUGAACUCAGAUGUCAUAGAUAGGGGAAUGGUUUCUUUGGAAGUUGCAAUCCAACUGUUUCGGACUUAUAUGAGCGACCUCUAUCAACACUACCCGGCCGUUCCCUUUCCGCAAGACACGUCACCCGAGGAAGUUAGGCGUACACAGCCCACCCUCUUCCUGGCAGUCAUAGCUGCAGCUGCAGCAAAGACGGAUCCGCAUUUGUUUAGUGCCCUCAACAGCGAGGUCCUCUCAGCUUACGCCCAUCGGACGGUCAUCCACAGUGAGAAAUCUUUGGAGUUGGUCAAGGCUAUGAUUAUAUCAGCUGUUUGGUAUUAUCCUCCAGGCAGGUUUUCACAACUCAAGUUCUAUGAAUACAUUCAUAUGGCUGCAACAAUGGCUAUGGAUAUUGGAAUAGGGACGAAUCCCAAUGCUUCAAGCCGCCGACGCGGUUUGGAUUCAGCCAGUUCUUUACCAGUCGAUGAGGAUGAGAUGGAAAGAAGAAGGACAUUCUUAGUUUGCUUCCUUAUUACUACGGGUGUAUCUAUGUCUAUGCGCCGUCCAAACAUGUUGCGAUCGAAUAGUUGGCUAAAAGAAUGCCUUGAGUAUGUGGACGCCAAUGCCAACCCUUUGUAUCUAGACAAUUGUCUCGUUGCAUGGGUCAGCAUACUACAAAUCACCGAAGAGAUUUGCACCUCGUUCUCUUUUGAUGAUCCUGGAAAUAUGAUAAAUCUCGCAGAGACAAGAAUACAAUUUACUCUAAGUGGUUUUGAAAAGAAGCUUUUGGCCUGGAAAGAGAAGUUUACGUCGACUGGUGCAAUCAAUGAUGCCUUGAUGCUCACCUACCACCAUACACAAAUUUAUCUCCAUGAAAUUUGCAUGCACGAUGACCAUUCCCUAGAGGACUUCCAACCACCUUACAGACUGGAGAAAGUCGUCUCAAUUCGAUCAGAUAACCAAGCAUCAUUAUCUUAUAUCGAUGCCAUUGCGAUUACAAUCUCAUCAGCCCACUCUUUACUCGACCUAAUACUUGAUAUGGAAGUAGAAACCCUUCGAGCUCUUCCCAUCUUCAAUUUUGUAAGAAUGGCGUACGCCUCAAUCGUUCUCACGAAGCUUCAUAUUUCCUCCAAAACUCCAGCAAGUCAGAUUGGAGCCGUUAUCGAACCAAAAAUGAUCAAACUGGGGUAUUACUUGGAAGCUGUCAUCGAAAAGUUGGGUGUGGCAGUUGGACCAAUGGAAUGCAGGGCCCCUUUCGCAUUUUUGGGAUUCUUCAUGAGACUUCAAAUAUGGUAUAAAAGUCAAGAAAAAGACGUACAUUUCAGGCAACCUACCGAGCUCUACACGGUAUUGGAUCACUGCUGGCUACCAUCUCCUCCGAAUGUCGACAACACCGCUUUUUUGAACGAACCAAUGUAUAUUGGCCAGAAAACGUCGAUAGCAUUGGAUAGAAAGCAAGGUGGCAACGUCGGGGCCAUGGGCUUGACCGAUUUGGCUACUAUGCAGCCUCUGCCGGACAUGGAUAUCGAUUUUGGGAAUCUAGAUGUCAAUCAGUUCUUGCCAUUUGGGGAAAUGGAUUCCAUUGCCAAAGACGAUGGAGACUGGAGUGGAUUGCCGAAUCUGAAUGAUUUGAAUAUGCACAAUGUCAUGAAUGAUACUCAGAUGCAGCAGACGUAUGAUUGGGCCCCCCAAGAUGUCGACAACACUUUUCAAUGA
Molecule: messenger RNA, 2166 nt
Organism: Lachnellula hyalina
Lineage: Eukaryota; Fungi; Ascomycota; Leotiomycetes; Helotiales; Lachnaceae
Product: Transcriptional regulator
Exons: 3
Coding region: 1-2166 (721 amino acids)
Biological process (GO): DNA-templated transcription; regulation of DNA-templated transcription
Cellular component (GO): nucleus
Molecular function (GO): DNA-binding transcription factor activity, RNA polymerase II-specific; transcription cis-regulatory region binding; zinc ion binding
Source: RefSeq, a predicted model, not a curated record